AUGCGGCUCAGAUCUUCGCCAGCCAUGAUCACAACCCUCCAGGCUGUGCUACGCGGCUUGCUUGGCCUAGCAGCACUCCAAGGCUCCACGAGAUCCUUGUCCAUGACUGCUGCCGCCGCCGCAGACCCAAGCAAUGACAACAUUACGAGCGACAGCUAUUUUUACGGGCAAUCGCCGCCGGUAUAUCCCUCUCCGGAGAUGACUGGCGGUGGCGAAUGGAAAGCCGCUUACCAAAAGGCCAAGGCACUGGUGGCUCAGAUGAGCUUAGAGGAGAAGGUGAACGUGACUGGCGGCAUUCGUCUGGACACAAGCUGCUCUGGGAAUAUCGCCCCCAACAAGCGCCUCAACUUUCCUGGCAUGUGCGUCAGCGACGCCGGCAACGGUCUGCGCAACACUGAUUUCGUCAACGCAUAUCCCGCCGGCAUUCAUGUUGGCACAAGCUGGAACAAGGAUUUGGCGCGCAGACGCGGUGCUGCCAUGGGCGGCGAAUAUCGACGGAAAGGGGUCAACAUUCUCCUGGGCCCUGUGGUUGGGCCAGCCUGGCGAGUUGUCCUAGGCGGUAGAAACUGGGAAGGCUUCUCUGCUGAACCGUACCUGUCUGGUUCUCUGGUAGCACAGACGAUUCAAGGGGUCCAGGGGGAAGGCGUGCAGACUAGUCUCAAGCAUUAUAUUGCAAACGAGCAAGAGUCGCAUCGCAUGCCGGGUGGUGAUGCCGAAGCUGUGUCGUCCAAUAUUGACGACAAGACCCUGCACGAGGUAUACUUGUGGCCCUUCCAAGAUGGAGUAAAGGCUGGCACUGGCAACAUCAUGUGCUCAUACCAACGCAUCAAUAACUCUUAUGGCUGCGCCAACAGCAAGACAUUGAAUGGCAUACUGAAAACGGAGCUUGGUUUCCAGGGUUUUGUCAUGUCUGAUUGGGACGCUCAACACGCUGGGGUCGCCACUGCAUUGGCCGGCUUGGACAUGGUGAUGCCGCGCGGUGACGGUUAUUGGGGUCAUCAUCUAGUCGAGGCUGUCAGGAAUGGUUCUGUGCCCGAGUCUCGAGUGACGGACAUGGCUACAAGGAUUCUAACCGCGUGGUAUCAGUUCGGACAGGACACUAAAUUCCCAAAACCUGGCUUUGGCAUGCCGGUCGAUGUUCGAAAACCCCACGAAUUGGUCGAAGGUCGUGAUCCGAAUGAUCGGCCGGUGCUGCUCCAAGGUGCUAUCGAGGGGCACGUACUGGUAAAGAACACCAAGGACACUCUCCCGCUCAAGUCACCUCGAGCGCUGUCGCUAUUCGGUUACUCGGCAAGAUCUGCAGACUCGCUUUCCCCCGGGCCGGGAGACAUUUAUAUCAACCUGUGGCGGUUUGGCUGGACGCCCCUCUAUCUGGAACAGGCUGUCGCAGGUUGGCUCGGUUCUGCAAGUGGCAAGGUGGCCGCCGCCGCGGCGCUCAAUGGAACCAUGAACGGAGGUGGAGGCUCUGGAGGAGUGACUCCCGCUGUAUUUGUCGCCCCAUACGACGCUCUAUCUGUCAGAGCAGCGCAAGACGACACCGCUCUGUACCACGACUUCGGGAUGCCCCAGCCGGCCGUCGUCGCAACUACCGACACAUGCAUCGUUUUCGGAAAUGCGUGGGCUAGCGAAGGCUACGACCGACCGGCACUGUCGGACAACUUCACCGACACGCUGGUCAACACCGUGGCCGAUCAAUGCAACAAGACGGUAGUGGUGCUUCACAAUGCCGGCCCGCGCAUCGUGGAUGGCUUCGUCGAUCAUCCCAACGUGACAGCCAUCAUCUUUGCCCACCUGCCAGGACGAGAUAGCGGCACGAGCCUCGUCAAGCUCCUCUACGGAGAGGCCAACCCAUCCGGCAAGCUCAGCUACACCCUUGCCAGGAAGGAAUCAGACUACGGAGCCCUGCUCGGCCCCAGCAAGCCAGAAGGCAGAUAUCAACGAUUUCCGCAGUCCGACUUUGCCGAGGGAGUGUACCUCGACUACAAGCACUUUGACAAGUACAACAUCACCCCACGGUACGAGUUCGGCUUCGGACUCAGCUACACCACCUUUGACAUGUCGAACCUGUCCGUCCGGCGCAUCGCAGACGGCAAUCAAGGCGAGUGGCCCCUGGGCGAAAUCAUUCCCGGUGGCCAGGCCGACUUGUUUGACAACAUCGCCGUGGUGACGGUGGACGUGCGCAACACGGGCGCCAUGGCUGGCGCAGAGGUACCUCAGCUGUACGUUGGUUUCCCGGGCGGCGGCAACGACAGCCCUGCCAAGCAGCUCCGCGGGUUUGACAAGCCGUCUCUCCAGCCAGGAGAGAGUAGGACCGUCGAGUUGCCGCUCACCAGGAGGGAUUUGAGCAUCUGGGAUACGACGGCGCAGAAGUGGCGGAUGCAGAGGGGCCAAUAUGACAUUUAUGUUGGGUCGAGCAGCAGAAACCUGCCUCUCAGGGACACAUUGACCUUGUAG
Messenger RNA from Ustilaginoidea virens, 2454 nucleotides. RefSeq lists its product as uncharacterized. Gene Ontology annotation, biological process: glucan catabolic process. The record is from RefSeq and is a predicted model, not a curated record. Gene Ontology annotation, molecular function: beta-glucosidase activity. NCBI's taxonomy places the organism in Eukaryota, Fungi, Ascomycota, Sordariomycetes, Hypocreales, Clavicipitaceae. The coding region runs from base 1 to 2454 and encodes 817 amino acids. The transcript has 8 exons.